CAAGCCACCCCCACCAAUGGCGUCCCCGCGAACCCACCCCCUCCCGACCCCACCAUGCUUCCCCACGGCCCCACUCGUCUGACCCUAACCCCAACCUCACCUCUCCCACCCCGCCGUCUCGGUCUCACCUCGCCGCGCCGGGACCCAAGACCAGACCCAAUCCCCUAAAACCGGCCCCAAACCCUAGCGCCGCCGCCAUGCUGCGCCGCCUCGCCUCCGCCGCCGCCCCGCGGGCCUUCUUCUCGCCCUCCCCGGCGGCGGGCCACGCCCCGCGCCGCGAGUACGGGCUGGUCCCCAUGGUCAUCGAGCACACCUCCCGCGGGGAGCGCGCCUACGACAUCUUCUCCCGCCUCCUCAAGGAGCGCAUCGUCUGCAUCCACGGGCCCAUCGCCGACGACACGGCCUCGCUCGUCGUCGCGCAGCUGCUCUUCCUCGAGUCCGAGAACCCCGCCAAGCCGAUCCACCUCUACAUCAACUCCCCCGGCGGGGUCGUCACCGCGGGCCUCGCGAUCUACGACACCAUGCAGUACAUCCGCUCCCCGGUCACCACGCUCUGCAUCGGCCAGGCCGCCUCCAUGGGCUCGCUGCUGCUCGCCGCCGGCGCGCCCGGCGAGCGGCGCGCGCUGCCCAACGCCCGGGUUAUGAUCCACCAGCCGUCGGGCGGUGCCUCCGGGCAGGCCUCCGACAUUGCGAUCCAGGCCAAGGAGAUCCUCAAGGUGCGCGACCGCCUCAACAAGAUCUACGCCAAGCACACGGGCCAGGCCAUCGACCGCAUCGAGCAGUGUAUGGAGAGGGACAUGUUUAUGGACCCAGUGGAGGCGCACGCCUGGGGGCUCAUCGAUGAGGUCAUCGAGCACCGCCCAAUUUCACUCGUUUCUGAUACCGUGAGCAGCGAGCCGCCGAAGAACGCCGGAGGAGGGGAAAACAAGGGAACAGAGGAGCCGUCUCCAGCUUGAUGGGUGGUUGCAAGGUGCAAUCCUUUUUGCGUUCCUGUAGCUGUCUCGUUGGAUUUCAACAUUCAAUGCUUAAUUCUUACAUAAGGUUACAACUUGUUAUUCUGCGGCAGACGGUUUAUCACUAGCUAAGCUGAUGUUUUGCUACUUGCAUUAAUCUGCUGCUGAUGAUGGAUGCAAUCCUUGCUUGCUUACUUAUAGCCAUAUCACAGUUGACGUUAUGUUUGUCUGAAAUCAAGGUAGCCCAACACAAAGGAUAAAUGCGGCAUGUUUACAACAGUAGGCACAUUUUUUGUUGGCCUAUUGGAGCAAGUUGGGAAUGGUAUAAAACAAAUUUCUAAUUGGUGAUUCU
Molecule: messenger RNA, 1305 nt
Organism: Triticum dicoccoides
Lineage: Eukaryota; Viridiplantae; Streptophyta; Magnoliopsida; Poales; Poaceae
Product: ATP-dependent Clp protease proteolytic subunit-like
Exons: 1
Coding region: 198-956 (252 amino acids)
Biological process (GO): protein quality control for misfolded or incompletely synthesized proteins
Cellular component (GO): endopeptidase Clp complex
Molecular function (GO): serine-type endopeptidase activity; ATP-dependent peptidase activity; ATPase binding
Source: RefSeq, a predicted model, not a curated record